UUUAUUUAAUUAAUAUAAUUGCAAUUCAUAAAACUUCCUCAACAAUGUUAUACAUUUUCAAUGUAUAAAACAAUGUUAAAAGCGCUACAAGGGGAAUUAGUAAGAUAAAUUACAUCUAAAGAACAUUACUUUGUAUAAUAUUCAUUUCAUUUAAUUGAGACAAAAAAAAAAAAAAAAAUUUCCACUCUUGAAUCAAAUGAGGUUGUUAUAGCUACUAAUGAUUCAACGCUCCCAUUGGGCAUCCACAGCCACUCGCACUUUCCUCUGCUUAUCGGCGAUCUCUUUUCGAAAAUAACAUGUUUUUCAACCCAAAACGGGCGCAAUCUUCGUCCGCGAACAUUAUUGUUAAUGACGCUUGCAUUGUUUUUCAUAAGGCUAAAAACAAAAAUCGCCAGUUACCAGGGGAUUGUGCAUCAAAUCAAUAAGUAUUGUGCGAUCAAGGGGUCUACAUCAAAAAGGCUUAUCAGUGGGAGACGCUGGUGGCCCCCUGGGUAGCAAAUUGACGUCACACUCCGACAGAAUCUCAUGCCAUCUUUCAAUCUCUGAGUGCAGUAAUCGGAAAUCAAAUUUCGUCAUCCGUCGUGUAGAUGGAAAACAAUCUUUUGAAAAAUAACUCGUGUCGGGAUUUUUUAACGAUAAAUAUUUCCAAAAUAAUUCUUAAAGCCGUUUAAAAUUUAUUAAAGUUUGUUAAACAUGUACAUAGGUAUUUUUUAGUCGUGAGAAAUUUUAAGAAACUAAAAUCACCGUUACAGUUUCGGAAAUACAUAUACAUAUUAGAUUCCAACUAUCAUUGCAGAAAACUUUUGCUGCAACAUGGCUCAAAUCAUUGACGGUAAGGGUAUUGCCCAGGAAAUCCGCACUCAGUUGGGUCAGGAGCUAAAGCAGUUCGUGGCUGCUGGCCAUCCGGUGCCCCAUCUUACAGCUGUGAUUGUGGGCGAGGAUCCGGCUAGCGAGAAGUAUGUGAAUAACAAGAUGCUAGCCUGCCAAGAGGUGGGCAUUUCCAGUGAGACGAAGAGACUGCCUGCAUCCACCACGCAGGAGGAACUGCUUCAGUUGAUCGACGAACUUAACAAGGAUCAACGUGUGACAGGAGUGCUGGUGCAGUUGCCUGUGCCAGAGCACAUCAAUGAACGCACCAUAUGCAAUGCUGUUCAUGUGGACAAGGAUGUGGAUGGAUUUAAUGAGAUCAAUAUCGGACGUUUGGCCCUUGAUAUGGAUGGUAUUAUUCCGGCCACGCCCCUGGGCGUCAAGCGACUUCUCGAGCAUGUCAACAUCGAGACACAUGGACGUAAUGCUGUUGUGGUGGGCCGUUCCAAGAAUGUCAGUCUGCCAAUGGCCAUCCUCUUACACGCGGAUGGAAAGUACGCCACAAAGGCACUUGAUGCUACGGUGACCAUCUGCCAUAGGUAUACGCCGCCCAAGGAAUUGGCCCGCUAUUGCCGGCAAGCCGAUAUCAUUGUGGUUGCUGUGGGCAAACCGGGACUGAUCACCAAGGAUAUGAUUAAACCCGGAGCCUGUGUCAUCGACGUGGGUAUCAAUCGCAUCAAGGACGAGAAGACCGGGAAGUUCAAGCUAGUCGGAGACGUAGACUUCGAAGAGGUGCGCCAGGUCGCCGGUCAUAUUACUCCGGUUCCCGGCGGCGUUGGUCCCAUGACAGUGGCCAUGCUGAUGCACAACACUCUGAAGGCGGCAAAAAAGCAGUUCAGCGAAAGCAAGUCCUCCUGAAGAUCCUCUUGGAUUAGCCAUUGAGGUGCCCAAGCUUCGCUGGACGAGAAAUAGUAUUUUUUUAUUUAAUCCACUAACUAUAUUAGAGAGUAGAGUUACUGACCAGCCGCUAUUAUGACGAUUGUACACAACAAAUAAACUAAUUUCGCAAUAUAUACAGAGAUAAUGGUAUCUAA
Messenger RNA from Drosophila eugracilis, 1901 nucleotides. It is a transcript of the gene Nmdmc, whose product is annotated as bifunctional methylenetetrahydrofolate dehydrogenase/cyclohydrolase, mitochondrial. The transcript is spliced from 3 exons. Lineage: Eukaryota; Metazoa; Arthropoda; Insecta; Diptera; Drosophilidae. Gene Ontology annotation, molecular function: methenyltetrahydrofolate cyclohydrolase activity; methylenetetrahydrofolate dehydrogenase (NADP+) activity; methylenetetrahydrofolate dehydrogenase (NAD+) activity. The record is from RefSeq and is a predicted model, not a curated record. Gene Ontology annotation, cellular component: mitochondrion. Bases 814 to 1725 code for a protein of 303 amino acids. Gene Ontology annotation, biological process: tetrahydrofolate interconversion.